Molecule: messenger RNA, 2051 nt
Organism: Benincasa hispida (wax gourd)
Lineage: Eukaryota; Viridiplantae; Streptophyta; Magnoliopsida; Cucurbitales; Cucurbitaceae
Gene: PIN6
Product: Auxin efflux carrier family protein
Biological process (GO): auxin polar transport; auxin export across the plasma membrane
Cellular component (GO): plasma membrane; endoplasmic reticulum
Molecular function (GO): auxin efflux transmembrane transporter activity
Source: RefSeq, a predicted model, not a curated record
UGGCUCCUUAUUCACCUUUAUAAAAUAAUCACAACUCUUCCUCCCCAUCACAUAGAGAUUUGAAAAGACCAAAAAAGACAAAAUGAUAACAGUGGAAGAUUUCUACAAGGUGAUGUGUGCGAUGGUUCCACUGUACUUCGCAAUGCUAGUGGCUUACAGUUCUGUGAAGUGGUGGAAGAUUUUCACGGCGGAGCAAUGUGCCGGAAUCAACCGUUUCGUGGCGGUGUUUGCAGUGCCGAUACUAUCAUUCCACUUCAUUUCUCAGAACAACCCUUUUGAGAUGGACACUAAAUUUAUAUUGGCUGAUACUAUCUCUAAGGUUUUUGUUUUGCUUUUGCUCUCUGUUUGGGCUGUUUUCUUCUCCGGCGGGCGGCUGGAUUGGGUCAUCACUCUCUUUUCUUUGGCUACUUUGCCUAACACUUUGGUGAUGGGAAUCCCUCUUCUCAAUGCCAUGUAUGGUGAUUUCACGCAGCCCCUCAUGGUCCAACUCGUUGUUCUUCAGUGCAUCGUUUGGUAUACAUUAUUGCUCUUCCUCUUUGAAUAUAGAGCUGCGACCUUAUUGAUACAAAACCAAUUCCCUGGCUCUACUGCCGCGGCCAUAGCUAAAAUCGAAGUCGAUGCUGACAUCAUUUCUCUUGACGGUCGAGAUAAACUCUUAACGGAAACGGACAUCGACACACGAGGUCAAAUUCGAGUACGAAUUUGCCGUUCGACCUCAUCGGCACCUAGCUCUGGCCUGUCGUCCAUCGGCAUUACUCCAAGAGCCUCAAAUCUCUCCAAUGUUGAAAUCUUCUCCAUCAAUACCCCGACUCAACCCCACGGGCCACAUCGAUCAACCGACGUGUCGUUUGACUUGGGAUCAGGGUAUGGGUCAUCGGAUGCGUACUCGCUGCAACCGACACCACGCGCAUCAAACUUCAAUGAGAUGGACAUGGCAGGGAACACGCCGAUGUGGGGGAGGUCCCCGGUGGGAGGGAGAAUAUUCCGGCAGGGGAGUCCGGUGGUGAAGAUGGCGUGGGAGUCGCCAGAGAAUGGAGUAGAGGGACAAGGAUACAAAGCUGAAUUGCCAGAAAAAGAAAUUAGCUUUAGGGACAGCUCCAUAACGGCGAUGGGUGAGGAAGUAGAAGCAAAAAGAAGCCAAGAAAUGCCCAAAGCAUUUGUGAUGAUAAAGCUUAUUCUAACAGUGGUUACUCGAAAGUUGUCUCGUAAUCCAAAUACUUAUUCAAGUGCUCUUGCCCUUCUUUGGUCCCUUGUCUCAUUCAAAUGGAAGGUGGAAAUGCCAAGUUUGGUGAAAGAGUCGAUAAAAAUAAUCUCAGAUGCUGGUUUGGGAAUGGCAAUGUUCAGCUUAGGUUUGUUCAUGGGAUUGCAGCCAAAAAUGAUAGGAUGUGGGGGAAAGAGGGCAGCUUUAGGGAUGGGAAUAAGAUUUUUGUUUGGACCCAUAGCAAUGUCAGCUGCUUCACUUGCUGUUGGCUUAAGAGGUGUUCGUUUACACACUGCCAUUGUUCAGGCAGCUCUUCCACAAGGAAUUGUGCCGUUCGUUUUUGCCCGUGAAUAUGGGUUGCAUCCUGAUAUUCUCAGUACUGGGGUAAUAUUCGGAAUGCUAGUUUCUCUACCAAUAACUCUCAUUUAUUACAUUCUAUUGGGCCUUUGAAAGAUCCAUCACAAGAACCAACAGAAAGAAGAAAAAACAUCCAAGGCAUUGAAAACAUGAGAAAAAUCGAAUCAUAAGUAGACAACUUCUUGCAGUUUGAGGGAAAAAAGAAAAAGAACAUUUCAUGUCGCCUUCAUGUUCAUUGCCGACAAUUGAUGUUGUGUUAUUGUGUAAUAUGUCGGCCCCAUUUUAACAUCGAUAUAAUAUUAUUCUACCUCCACCUUUUGUCAUUAUAAAAAUGUCUACACUCAAAAGUCAAAUGGGAUUUUAAGAUUGAAAGAACGAGACAAAUUUAUUCAAAUGUGAGUGUCUCUGAUAAUAUGAAUUUGAAAAUUUGUAUCACUAUUGUAAUAUGUGAUUGUUUUUUAUAGUAAAACUAUCAACUAUAUUAUGACGGUAA